UUACACUUCGUAUUAUCUUAAAAUGCACGCCUUUGUUUUGCCGCUUGCAGUGAUACUUUCAAGAGUCGUUCAGCAACACUCGAAUUAUUUAGUGGAGUGUCAACUAUAAGUAAAUACAUUUUGCGUCUGAGUGUAUAUAAAAAAAAAAAGAUUGUACACAGAACUAUGUCUCUGAUCAAGAGAAUUUCUUAUGGCGAAGAAAAGAAAAAAAAUCCCGAAUUAAAAGAUUCCGAUAUACAAAUUCUAAAGGAUUGGAGCAUGAAACAGGCACAUCUUCCGAAAAUUUUAGACGUUGAAUAUGUAUUAUUCUUGCAUAGUAAUUACUAUCGUAUCGAGUUUGCUAAGAACACCAUCGAAGAAUAUUACACUUCCAGAACUCACAUGCCAGAAUUUUUCUCUGAUAGGGACCCACUUGGAACAAAACAAUUGCGGGAGAUAUUUAAAGUUGUGUCUACAAUAACACUAUCAAUGCCAACAAAGGAAGGAUACAAACUUAUUUAUUCGAGAUUAAUAGAUUAUGAGCCAUCACAUUUUGUUUAUAACGAUGUCAUGAAGUAUUUUUCUAUGAUGAUUGACUUGUGGUUGUACACCGAAGGGACCGCUGAGGGCCACGUAAUUGUUAUAGACAUGGCUGGUGUUACUUUUGCUCAUGCUGGCCGUCUUAAUCCCUUGGGAAUUAAGAGAUAUCUUUAUUAUUUACAAGAAGCUAUACCAAUUAGACUUAAAGGUCUCCAUUUUAUCAACACUACCGCAGUUAUGGACAUCAUUUUAUCUAUGAUGAAACCAUUUAUGAAAAAGGAAUUAAUGGAAGUGUUACAUAUUCAUCCCACGAAAGACACACUAGUAAAAUUUAUGCCACUAGAAGCAUUUCCAUGCGAUGUAGGUUUAAAUGGAAAAGCUAGACCGUGGAAAGAACAACAAGAAGAACAAUUAAAAAAGUUGGAAGAUCAUCGCGAAUGGUUUCUACAAGAUGAGGUCACGGGUCGUGUAAACGAAGCAUUAAGAGUCGGCAAAAGCAAGACAAUUGAUAUGUUUGGGGUUGAAGGAAGUUUCAAAAAAUUAGAUAUAGAUUAACUUGUUUAAUUUACAUGGACGAAGUAUAAAAUAUAUUUAGAAUAUAAUUCUUCUUUAUAUAUG
Messenger RNA from Monomorium pharaonis (pharaoh ant), 1137 nucleotides. Its product is annotated as alpha-tocopherol transfer protein. The transcript is spliced from 4 exons. Gene Ontology annotation, molecular function: phosphatidylinositol bisphosphate binding. The coding region runs from base 166 to 1074 and encodes 302 amino acids. Gene Ontology annotation, cellular component: membrane. The record is from RefSeq and is a predicted model, not a curated record. NCBI's taxonomy places the organism in Eukaryota, Metazoa, Arthropoda, Insecta, Hymenoptera, Formicidae.